AAGGGGUUCACAUAUGUGUUCGAAAUUUUGAAUACACCUGUGUUGAGCUGUAGAGGAACGAGGGAAAGGGGAUGGUCAGAGGUGGGACAAAAAUAGAAAUGAUAAAUAAUUCAGGUGUAAUUUUGUGGCAACAUGAAAACAAAUUUUCUCAUAAAAGCCGAAAAUGUUUGUUAAGUUGUUACAAAUACAACAAACAAGAAGUUUCCAUAAGCACUAAAUUUAAUAACUAUCAGUUCUCAUAUAAACUAUAAAGUGCUGAUCGAUACUCAUUGCUUUUUCAUUUAUUAUUUCAAUCUGCACAAAUAGAACACUUGCAAUUACAUGAUUAAGCAAGUAAUGCAACAAUGGUGGCUGAUAUGGGCAUGUCCAUGAAUGCAGGAACUUCUGACUAUUUGAAGAAGUAUCCAGAACGUAGAAUAUCAUUUUUUCAAAGCUCUUACAUUGUUGGAGUUUCUUUUGCUGCUGGCAUUGGUGGUCUUCUCUUUGGUUAUGAUACUGGUGUGAUAUCUGGUGCUCUCUUGUAUAUAAAUGAGGAGUUUGAAUAUGUCAAGAAGAGCUAUUUACUUCAGGAGAUAAUUGUUAGCAUGGCCUUGGUUGGAGCAAUUUUUGGCGCCGCCAUAGGUGGUUACAUUAACGAUGUCUUCGGACGUAGGAUUGCUACAAUCAUAGCAGAUCUUAGUUUUAUCAUUGGAUCAGUGAUAAUGGCUCUGGCACCAAAUCCUAUGCUUAUCAUAGUGGGCCGUUUUUUAGUUGGCUUGGGUGUUGGUUUUGCCUCCAUUACUGCUCCUUUAUAUAUUGCGGAAGUAUCACCGUCAGAAAUAAGAGGAGGAUUAGUUAGUGCCAAUUGUCUUAUGAUUACUGGUGGUCAAUUUCUUUCCUAUGUCAUCAAUUACGGCUUGACAAGAGUUCCAGGGACUUGGCGUUGGAUGCUUGGACUUGCAGCUACACCGGCUCUUAUUCAAUUGGUUCUCAUGAUAUUUCUCCCCGAGUCUCCUAGAUGGCUCUACCAUAAGAAUAGGAAGGAGGAAGCUACCACUGUGCUUUCCAAAAUUUACCCAUCACCUCGGUUGGAGGACGAAAUAGCAAUUCUUGAAGAUCACUUGGAGCAAGAAAGCAAGAACAAGGUCAAGGUUAAAUUUAGUGAUGUGUUCAAAUUGAAAGAAAUCAGAUUAGCAUUCAUCUGUGGAGCUGGACUUCAAGCAUUCCAACAAUUUGUUGGAAUUAGCGUUAUAAUGUACUAUAGUCCAAUAAUAAUCCAGAUGGCGGGCUUCAAGUCCAAUGAAUCAGCAUUGUUCUUGUCACUUGUUGUUUCAGCCUUAAAUGCCGCUGGCACAAUUUUGGGCAUUUACCUAAUUGACAUCGCUGGGAGGAAAAAGCUUGUUAUUGGAAGCUUGUCGGGUGUGGUUGGAGCCUUGAUCCUCCUCUCUGUGUCUUGUAUUAUUAUAGGAAAUGGGAACAAAAGACAAGUUUUUGGAUGGCUUGCUAUUGCAGGUUUGGGUGUGUAUAUUUUAUUCUUUGCACCUGGAAUGGGACCUGUUCCUUGGACUAUGAACUCAGAGAUAUACCCUGAAGAGUAUAGAGGGUUAUGUGCUGGCAUGUCAGCCACAGUAAAUUGGAUAAGCAGUGUGAUAAUGUCAACUAGCUUCCUUUCAAUGGCGGAAGGAAUUGGACUUGGCCAAAGUUUCUUGAUUCUUUUGGGAGUAGCUGUUCUUGCAAUAGUAUUCGUAAUCAUUUAUAUGCCAGAAACAAAAGGAUUAACUUUUGAAGAAGUAGCAGACAUUUGGAACCAAAGAGCCUACGGAAAGGAUAAAAAUAUAGAAAGCAUCGUUGAGAAAGCAAGUGCAUGAUUUUUUAAAAUGCACAAAUCAUUAGGUAAAGAUUAUUUGCGGGAUCUUCUAACUUCUAAGAGGCCAAUGUUGUGAUGCAUGCUCCAAGUCUCCAAAAUUUUUCUUGAGCCUUGGAAUUUUUUUCAAAAGUUGUUUAUAUGGGGAAUAGAUCCUCUUAAUUAUUUUUUUCAAUUGUUUUGUCAAAUGUGAUAUUUACUAUUCAACAUGUGAGUUAUAUAUUAAA
Molecule: messenger RNA, 2070 nt
Organism: Arachis ipaensis
Lineage: Eukaryota; Viridiplantae; Streptophyta; Magnoliopsida; Fabales; Fabaceae
Source: RefSeq, a predicted model, not a curated record